Messenger RNA from Vanessa tameamea, 2389 nucleotides. RefSeq names its product facilitated trehalose transporter Tret1-like. Gene Ontology annotation, biological process: transmembrane transport. Gene Ontology annotation, cellular component: membrane. The coding region runs from base 282 to 1850 and encodes 522 amino acids. Gene Ontology annotation, molecular function: transmembrane transporter activity. The transcript is spliced from 8 exons. The record is from RefSeq and is a predicted model, not a curated record. Lineage: Eukaryota; Metazoa; Arthropoda; Insecta; Lepidoptera; Nymphalidae.
CAUCGGCUUACAACAAACACUCAAUAUAUGAGUUGGUUUCUUUUGAGUUUUAAUACUCAUUUCGAUUUCCGUGACAGUGAAGUGGUAACUCUUUAGCAAACAAUUAUUGAAGACUCGAUAAACAAAAGCUAGUAAUAAGAUUAACUUCAUUUACAAGAUUGAAUUAUAUAAGAACAACAUGAAAGGUUGUUUUUGAAAUGAAUUGACAUUUUGCGAAUAUUAAAUCAUUGUAGUGUGUUUAUGUUAAGUUAUUGUUUUAAAUAAUUUAAUAAGUAUUCAAAAUGACAACGGAAUCGAAUAAAAUCAUCAGCCGACCCAGAGUGGCAUUAUCACAAUUUUUAGCAUGUCUGGCGCUAAACGUUUUGCUGAUUGGACUCGGAAUGUCGAUCAGUUUCGUCACAAUGGUUCUUCCCGACGUGCUAGAUGCUAAAGAGGGCCUGUCUUUAAAUAAGAAGCAAGCGUCCUGGUUCGGUAGUAUGGCGUUCCUAUGUCAACCUUUGGGAAGUGUAUUCUCGGGCCCGGUGCUGGAUUACUUCGGACGAAAAAAGGCUUUAUUCCUAGUGAACAUACCACAUUUAAUAGCGUGGCUUCUUUUAUACUUUGCAUGGGACGUGCCUUCGCUGUUCUUAGGCAAUGCACUUUUGGGUAUCGGCACAGGGAUCAUGGAGGCCCCGGCUGUUACUUACGUCGGAGAAAUUACUGAUUCGUCGCUACGUGGAACACUAACAACCCUAACUAACACUUUCACAUCGACGGGAAUGUUCAUCGCAUACUUACUAGGAACUGUGGUGUCAUGGCGUCAAGCAGCACUUUUGUCGCUCACCGUACCACUAGCUACAAUGGUGCUCGUCUUAUUUGUUCCUGAAACACCAAUUUGGUUGCUAUCAAAGGGCCGGCAAAAAGAAGCGUUACAAUCCCUAUGCCGACUUCGAGGCUGGGCAAAACCAGCAGACGUGCAAGAGGAGUUUGAUGAACUUUUGCAAUACAAUGAUAAUAUCACCAAAUGCGUCGUAUGCAAUACCGAAGGCAAACCAGAUGUUCUACAAUGUGAACAUGCUAGUUAUAACGUUUUCAAGAAGUUAGCUAUAAAAUUCAAAUAUGUUCUAUUCGUCAAAGAAACAUUGAGACCCUUUAAGCUCGUCAUGGCGUAUUUCUUUUUCCACACUAUGAGCGGUGUGCUACCAGUCAGACCUAACAUGGUGAAUGUCUGUAAAGCGUUCGGAAUGAAAUUCGAUUCAAAAAUUAUUGUGGUCGUUGUUGCUUUAGUUUUCAUUAUUAUGAACUUACUAUCAGUUGUAAUCGUGAAAACGAUUGGGAAAAGGAAAUUAGUCUUAUCUUCGUUAUUCGCAACAGCCUGCUGUAGUCUUGCUUUGAGUGUUUACGCAGGAAGCAAACUGCCCAGCGAAGUAUUUUCUUACGAAGUUAGCACAUUUCCUGAACAGACGGAAAUUCUCCCUAUAAUUUUGUUCAUGAUGCUCGUUAUGUUUACAAGCUUGGGUAUACCUUGGAUAUUACUUUCGGAAAUGUUUCCAUUCAGGAGCCGAGGCAUGGCGACCGGCUUGGCUGCUGCUCUCAGCUACGUUAUUUUCUUUCUAGGUUCAAAAACUAACUACAACCUUGAAGCUAAUUUCCAUAUGAGUGGAACCUUUGCGAUAUAUGCCAUAAUUGGAUUUAUUGGAGCUAUCUUUUUAUAUUUCUUCUUGCCAGAAACUGAACGUAAAACAUUAGUCGAAAUUGAAGCUUUUUAUAAAGGAAACCAAAAAAUAUUUGCAGACGACUUUUUCAUAAACGCCUUUAGAAAAAAUAAAGCUGAGGACAAAUGCGUUAAUAGGCCAAUGCUAGUCAAUUGAGAUUAUUCAUACUGAAUACUGAUCUUGCCAUAUUGAUCUUAUAUGAUGUUGAACCUUGUAAUGUGAAUAAUGUUGUUUUUUUUUAAUUAUGAUUUGAUAUAUUUUUAGUUAUCCAAGACUGCCUCGUAUACUUGUGAAAUUAUUUUAAUUGAAAAAUGUAUUUAAUUAAUACCGCCUCACUAUCUUGCCGUGAAUAGUUGAAUUUCGACAUUUCAUUGUUGAAUGGAUGUUAGUUAACAUUUUUAAUUUAAUGUUUUAUUUUUAUGUUGAUUACUAGUUUUAUUAUAUAUCCAAUAAGAACAAAAUUUGAUACAUUUAUAACUAAAAUUUGAAACUUUGUAUUAAAAAGGCACAAACAUUUUAUGGCAACUAAAAUAAUAACAAAUUUUAUGUGAACAAUAUAAAUAACUAAAAUUUUUAAAACGCACAAUUUGUUUUAAUCUGUUCAUUUAGAAAUUGAAAAAAAAAAAAAUUAUUAAAAGGAUGCAAUAUCGCUAAAUAUAUAAAUUUUAUCUGGCAAAUAAAUUUAUUUUUAAUCA